Cottoperca gobio is the source of this 4538-nucleotide messenger RNA. It is a transcript of the gene cdon, whose product is annotated as cell adhesion associated, oncogene regulated. The transcript is spliced from 19 exons. Gene Ontology annotation, molecular function: protein binding. Gene Ontology annotation, biological process: nervous system development; cell-cell adhesion. NCBI's taxonomy places the organism in Eukaryota, Metazoa, Chordata, Actinopteri, Perciformes, Bovichtidae. The record is from RefSeq and is a predicted model, not a curated record. Bases 570 to 3938 code for a protein of 1122 amino acids.
UUGAGCUGUGGGGCUGGGACAUUCCUGGUUUGACGACCAGCUUCGCCGCUGCCAUGAUUUGCUGAGCAAUUCGACACUGGCUUCAAAGAUGCGUGUGUGGAAGAGGCAGCGGUAGAGAGACGGAGAGCGAGAGCUGGGAGAGAAGUUACAAUAACGGGCUAGACAGACAGACACAGAGAGUGUGUGAGCACACCAAGUCGGGACGUAACGCAUUUAUCCAAACACGAGGACUUCAAACUUCCCAGGAGAAAACUCUCCACUACCUUAACUCGAGUUUAGACGAGGGGGAGUUGUCGCACCUUGGCCCCGAAGCCUGCGCUGCUCUGCGGGUCUGAAAAGUCUCUUUCACCCCCUCUACCUCCGGCUGUUUUCAUGUUCCUCCCGUCGUCUCGCACUUUGAGCCCGUGUCUAAUGGAGGGCCCCGUAAGGAUUUGCUUCCAGAAGAAUGCGUUUUGCUGUUAAUUCACCCGACGGCUCGCAGCUUUUGCCCUCCUGCAAGAGAGGUUUGCUGAACAGACAAAGGCUUGCGUGCUGGGCAACACGGCUGCUGGCAGGGGUCAAAGUGCACCAUGGACAGUGGCCUGAGGGUCCUCCUGUCCACUGUGCUGUGUCUCAGCCAGUCCCUGCUCGUCGGCUGCUCAUCUCAAUAUCCCUCUUUCCGCUCUGAGCCUGUCUCCUUGGUUCAGAGUCAAGGCUCUGUUGCUCGUCUGCGCUGCUUAGUUAGUCCUCCAUCAGCUGUGGUUUCCUGGCGCUUCAGAGGCCGUCCCGUGGACCACGACACCCUGCCUGGUGUGGAGCUCAACGAUGGCUCCCUCACCAUCUCCUCCCUUAAGUCCAGCCAUGUUGGCGUCUAUCAGUGUGUGGCACGCUUAGCCCAUGGACCGGCCAUCGCCAGCCGACACGCGCGUGUGGCCAUAACAGAAAUAUCAGAAUAUGAAGAUGGCCGACGGCGGUCGUUGUCAGUGCAGGAAGGCAGCUCUGUUCUUAUAGAGUGUCCUCUACCGCACAGCGUCCCUCCAGCGCUUCCUAGAUUAAGAGCACGAGGGGAGCGGAUAGAAGUGUCUACAGAUGACUAUUUGGUUCUUCCGUCUGGAAACCUCCAGAUUAUCUCUGUUUCAGACCGGCACCAGGGCAUGUAUAAAUGUGGUGCAUUCAACCCUGUUAGCGGGGAAACCGUCAUGCAGCCUCACGGUACUAAGCUGUCAGUGAAACAUUCAGACUCCUCCCCCCCAGUGCGGAUAGUUUACCCCACCGCCCCACAGACUGUUUUGGUGCAGCAGUCACAGCUGCUGACCCUGGAGUGUGUCGUGUCUGGUAGUCCUGCACCAGCAGCCAAAUGGUUUAAGAACGGUAAGGAGGUGACACCGGGGCCUUCUCACCAACAACACCACAACAACCUGGCCUUUGCUGCGCUGACGAGGAGUGAUGAAGGGAGUUACACCUGUGCUGCUGAGACCAAGCAGGGGACUGUGAUCAGCGCUAACUAUACUGUGAAUGUUCUUGAGCUCGUGUCUAUCACGGAGGGCCCGACCAACCAGCUAGUCUCUCCUGGCUCCUCCGCUCGUUUUACCUGCGUAGCUACAGGAAACCCUUCACCUAACAUCACCUGGCUGUUCAACGCUGACCCCAUCACCCCAUCGCGCCACUUUCAGAUCUCUGGAUCCUCACUUGUGAUUACAGAUGCGACGCCGCAGGAUGAGGGCGUGUUUCAGUGUCUGCUGGACAACGGGGUUGGCUCGGCGCAGUCAUGUGGAAUCCUUACGAUGCAAACAGAUCCACAGCUGGGAUCCACUGCAGGUGUGCUGCUGGAGACUUCACCAUCGCUCCACCCCAUGCAGAGCGACGAGGGCCACGAACGCUUGCUGGACGAAGACGAAGGCGACGCGGUCAACCUGCCGGCUGACAGGAGUAGUGACCGUCCCACUCCAGAGGCGCCGAUCAUCAUCAGCCCGCCUCAAACCCACAAGCCUGAUAUUUACGACCUGGAGUGGAGGGCGGGGCGUAAUGGAGGGAGUCAAAUCAACGCUUAUUUUGUCAAAUACCGCAAGGUCGAUGAAAUGGGAACAGUGGUGGGGAGCUGGCACACAGUUCGUGUCCCUGGCAGUGAGAAGACCCUGCGGCUGUCAGAGCUGGAGUCCUCCAGUCUCUAUGAAGUGCUGAUGGUGGCUAGAAGUUCAGCAGGCGAGGGCCAGCCAGCCAUGCUCACCUUCCGCACCGGCAAAGAAAAGACCAUCACCGCCAUCAAGAAUCCGUCCAAGCCUCCCGUUAUCUCGAUGCCCCCGAAAGUUCCAGAGGACAAAACCGCCAACACACACUUUGGUGUUGUCAUACAUGACAGAGUACCCGAGGCUCCAGACCGCCCCACCAUCUCAAUGGCGACUGAAAGUUCGGUGUACGUCACCUGGGUCCCGAGAGCCAAUGGCGGAUCUCCGAUCACGGCUUUCCGCGUAGAGUACAGACGCAGCCGCAGUACAGAGUGGGUCGUGGCUGCGGAUAAUAUCUCACCUCUCAAGCUGUCUGUGGAAGUUCGCAAUCUGGAGCCUGGUUCCCCCUAUAAGUUUCGUGUCGUAGCCAUGAACAUGUACGGCGAGAGUCCUCACAGCAUUCCUUCAAAAAUGUACCAGGUGCCACAAGCUAGCCCGCGCAUCGCAGACCGUCCCGUGGUCGGACCUCACAUCACAUCCACAGACGCCAUCAGUGACACACAGAUCAUGCUGCGCUGGACUUAUAGUCCCUCGAGUAACAACAACACUCCAAUCCAAGGCUUCUACAUUUACUACCGGCCCACGGACAGCGACAAUGACAGCGACUACAAAAGAGAUGUCGUCGAGGGUGUAAAUCACUUGCACAUGAUUGGACAUCUCCAGGCGGAGACCUCCUACGAUAUCAAGAUGCAGUGCUUUAAUGACGGGGGGGAGAGUGAAUACAGCAACGUCAUGAUCUGUGAGACUAAAGCACGUCAGUCCCCGGGGUCGCCUAGCCAUCACCCCAUCACCCCAGCUUACCCCUACCCGCAGGAGCCUUCCAGCCCACCUGGAGGACUGCUGUACCUGAUUGUGGGCUGUGUUUUGGGAGUCAUGGUGCUCAUUUUGCUGGCUUUUAUCGCCAUGUGUCUGUGGAGGAAUCGCCAGCAGAACAACAUGCACAAGUAUGACCCUCCCGGCUACCUGUACCAGCCGGCAGAGAUGAACGGCCAUGUUCUCGAGUACACCACUCUGCCUGGCUCCAGCCGCAUCAAUGGCGGCGUCCACGCUGGCUACGGGCACAAUGGUCCCAUGUUACCCCAAGGGUGCCAUCACCUCCACCACAAACUCCCCAACAGUUUGGCGCUGCUCAACGGCUCCGGCAGCCUGUUCUCCCCCGGCCACCCACACAGCCAUGAUGGCACCCUGCCCCACAGCACCCGGGACUACGAACACUCGCACCCCCACCACCAUAACGGUGGAGGCAUGUACACAGCUCUUCCCCAGACAGAGUCGUCUGACUGUAUGAGCUGUCAGAACCUCUGCAACAAUAACAGAUGUUAUAACAAGACCAAUGGCACUUUCUCCAGCGGCACUCUGCCUGUAAUGCAUUGUGUGGCGCCAUGCCAGCAGGACGGUCUGGAGAUGGUGCCUCUGGGCCAGGUUUCCUCACAGUGCCACGGCCCCGACAGCCAUAUGCACUCUGGUGACAAGGGGGCCGACGCAGGGUACCAGCCAGACGAGCACAGGGAGUCCUCGCCCUCACAGCAUUCCUGCUGUCUGGUGGGGAACAAUGAAAACUGUCCUGCAGACAACACUGCUGAAGAGGAGCUGGAGUGCAUGGACAUGGAGGGGCCUGUGGUGUGCUGGGAGAGUCUUGGCCUGCCAGACUUGGACUGUGACGAAAAGCCUGGGUGGAUCUCCAGCAGCAGCCUGGCAGGCGAGCUGAUCCAGCCCAGCCCACAGGAGGUCUGAGCGCAGCCCACACACAAGCACCCUCUCCUGAAGCGUGGAGGGUUUAGAGGAACCAGCCAGACAGUCAGUGGUGGAAAUAUCACAGAUGAAGAGGACCAGCAAUGGGGUAGUCAGAGACACUGCAUGUUAUGGUGACAAGGACACAAAAACGUUCAAGCUGAGACGAGCGAAGUGUGAAAAGAGAGCGACUACAAGAGACUGAGAGCAAAGCCUGAGGGAGAGAAACUCAAAGAGCAAAGGUUGCUCAAAGACUGAACCGAUAUCCCACUGGAGGGAAGACUCUCAUAAAAGAUCAAAAACUCUUGAGAUGACUUAUUUAUUUUUUGUAGUAGUGAAAUAUUAUUUCAUAUGAAUGUAUCUGUUUUAAAGAAAAAAGAAGUUUGUCUUUUAUAUUAUUUAUGCCUUUUGGAUGAGAAAUACUUUUUAUUUUUUGUUGUUUUGUCCCUCUGUGUUCCACUCGAGUUUGGAAAUUAGCAAUUGUCUGUGUAAAGUUUUGUAAUAAUAUAAAGAGAAGAUAUGGAAGAGUAAACACCAACCUAUUUUCAAUGUCUUUCCUCCCCUCCUUCAUGUGCAGCGCCCAAUGAAUGAUUGCCGUAGUGA